Dermacentor silvarum is the source of this 1785-nucleotide messenger RNA. RefSeq names its product vacuolar protein sorting-associated protein 26B (gene Vps26). The record is from RefSeq and is a predicted model, not a curated record. Gene Ontology annotation, biological process: intracellular protein transport; retrograde transport, endosome to Golgi. NCBI's taxonomy places the organism in Eukaryota, Metazoa, Arthropoda, Arachnida, Ixodida, Ixodidae. Gene Ontology annotation, cellular component: retromer complex; endosome. The transcript is spliced from 7 exons. The coding region runs from base 229 to 1194 and encodes 321 amino acids.
UCAGUCAUAUGAAUGUGCACUGCACAUUUAACACGCAGUAAUAGGUAAUUGAUAAGAUCAGCAUUUCUUCACUUGUAGCUCGCGCUGAUAGUUUGUAAUUAGCUCUUUCAGCUAUCUGCUGCAUACUGACAUCGGCCAUCUUGGGAAAGGGCGAAAGUGUGCAUGACUUGAGGGGUGCGUGUAGUCAGCAACGGUGUGUGAAGUGUCGGUGCCACAAAAGCCGUGCAAAUGGCAUUUUUUGGGCUCGGGCAAAGUGCGGACAUCGACAUAAUUCUCAAUGGCACGGAAAACCGCAAAAUGGCCGAGAUCAAGACGGAAGACGGGAAGAAGGAGAAACACCUUCUCUACUACGACGGGGAGUCGGUUUCGGGAAAAGUGAACAUAACCCUCAAGAAGCCGGGCUCCAAGCUUGAACACCAGGGCAUCAAGAUCGAGUUCAUCGGACAGAUAGAACUUUACUAUGAUCGCGGCAAUCACCACGAGUUUGCAUCCCUGGUCAAGGAACUGGCACGACCUGGAGAGCUGGUCCAGAAUGCCAGUUACAGCUUCGAAUUUGUCAAUGUGGAGAAGCCGUACGAGUCAUACACUGGCUCCAACGUCCGGUUAAGAUACUUCCUGCGAGUCACCAUUGUGCGUCGCCUGACUGACCUGGUCAAGGAACUCGACAUAGUAGUCCACACACUCUCAUCCUACCCUGAGAUUAACUCAUCAAUCAAAAUGGAAGUGGGCAUUGAGGAUUGCCUGCACAUUGAAUUCGAGUACAACAAGUCCAAAUACCACCUCAAGGACGUCAUAGUUGGAAAAAUCUACUUCCUCUUGGUCCGUAUCAAAAUAAAGCACAUGGAAAUUGCCAUCAUCAAGCGUGAAACGACAGGUUCAGGACCAAACAUCUUCAAUGAGAAUGAGACCAUCGCCAAGUAUGAAAUCAUGGACGGUGCACCUGUCCGAGGGGAGUCCAUACCAAUUCGGUUGUUCCUGGCUGGUUAUGACCUGACACCGACCAUGAAGGACAUCAACAAGAAGUUCUCGGUCCGUUACUAUCUCAACCUGGUUCUGGUCGAUGAGGAAGAACGCCGCUACUUCAAACAACAGGAAAUUGUGCUGUGGAGGAAAGGGGAGAAGACGCGCAAGGUGAUCCAGCAGCAGGUGUCGAACACACAGCCAGACCAAGCCGCAGGUGACAGCACCAAGUAGUCUUCAGACAGCGUGCCUCCGAGUGUACAGUUCCGGUGGUCAUCCCCCCUGCUCCUCGCCGUCCCGAAGGCGGUGGCAGCGCAUCAGGCACCACCAAAUGACGGGAAGAGCUUCGAGCAUGUCUGGCGGCUCCCGACUCGCGUACUCCUGCAUAUAGCCUCCUGCGCGGUCUCUCUCGCCAGACUGUUGAUCGCAAAGACAUGUCCUCUUUUGUACAGAGUGACAGUUGUAAAUACGCGACAUUCCAGUUAUAUAUUUUUUCCCCCCCUCGUGUGUGCAUGUGAGUGUGGCGCAUCGCUGCGAAACAAAUUUUGCAGUGCAGUUGAAAAAGUGCGGGGUGACUUUAUGGCUCUUGCAUUGCUGCUUGCGGUGGAAGUUCACGAGGCACCAUCGUCGGCAAUGCAAAAGCUUCCCCCUCUGGUCCUGUUUUUUUUUUUGUUUCUUACUUCGCCUUUGUUUCGGCUCAUUCUCUCUGGCAGAUUAUUGUGUGCGCUUGUUCUGUACAGAUGUGUAUAUAAGUAGACGAUGAUGCAGACAUUUACUGGGGAAGAUAUGGUUUGUGUAUUACAAAUAAAAACGUCUAGUGGUUUA